UUUUUUGCUCUCUAUCAAUAUGGAAGAAGAUACACCAUUAUAUGGAAUAGAUAAAGAAAUUCAAGCUAAAAUUAGCUCAAAAUAUUCGGUUGAGCGUGAACAAGAAGCUAGACAAUGGAUAGAGAAUACAAUCGAUGAAAAGUUUCCUUCAAACGAUUUUGCCGAGAGUCUAAAAGAUGGAGUCUUAUUGUGCAAGUUAAUCGAAAAAUUAGUGCCAGGUCAUGGCAAAUACAAGCAAUCUAAAAUGCCUUUUGUUCAAAUGGAAAAUAUUUCUAUUUUUUUAAGAGGUGCUGAAGCUUUAGGUGUUCCAAAACAUGACCUUUUUCAAACAAUUGAUCUGUACGAAAAAAAGAAUAUGACACAAGUGGUUGAUUCUAUAUUUUCUGUAUCUAGAUAUGCUUAUAAGAAUGGUACAUCACAAACAUAUUUGGGCCCAAAAUUGGCAGAUAAACAGCGACCUGUAUUUUCCAAAGAAGCAGCACAGGCAGCAAGUGCAACAUAUAAUACAUAUCAAUAUGGAUAUACUGGUGGAGCUAAUCAAUCUGGUAUGAGUUUUGGUAAACGUCGUGAUAUUGUUGGAAGUGAUCCAUAUGCUCAGUAUAAAUAAUAUUAAGCUUUCUCUUAUGGAGUGUUUGCUUUAUGCCUUAACAGUAAGAGAGAAUUUUACUUUUGAGUGAUUUCUAAUAAAAUUAGUUCAAUGUUACUUGGUCAACCCCUAUAUUCUAUAUCAUAUGUCAUAUAAUAAACAAAGUAAUAUAAUAAACAUGAAAUUCAUUCAUCAAAUAUUACAAUUAGUUGUACAUUACGACACUUUUGUAGUUGGCGG
This is a messenger RNA of Cokeromyces recurvatus, 826 nucleotides long. Its product is annotated as calponin homology domain-containing protein. The record is from RefSeq and is a predicted model, not a curated record. Gene Ontology annotation, molecular function: protein binding. The transcript is spliced from 6 exons. Bases 20 to 607 code for a protein of 195 amino acids. NCBI's taxonomy places the organism in Eukaryota, Fungi, Mucoromycota, Mucoromycetes, Mucorales, Mucoraceae.